Messenger RNA from Xyrichtys novacula (pearly razorfish), 7557 nucleotides. The record is from the annotation of a GenBank genome assembly. NCBI's taxonomy places the organism in Eukaryota, Metazoa, Chordata, Actinopteri, Labriformes, Labridae.
AUGUUUUGCUAUCUAGGUACAGAAGACGACGGCGAGAAGACGAGCGUAGAAGUAAGUGGAAAGGUUAUUGUUGAAUUUCACUUUGUGUGCUUUUCAAUGUGUCAUUUGGUCAGACCAUAUAACGCCUGAGUCGAUAUGAAGUUGAACUGAAGCUAACACUACACUGAGAUCCUCCAGUUUGACUUCAUAUCGACUCAGGUGCUACCUGACCUUACCAAAUGACACAUUGAAAAGCACACAAAGUGAAAUUCAACAAUAACCUUUCCACUUACUUCUUUGCUCGUCUUCUGUGCCUAGAUCGUACAAACAUCGGUGCAUCAUCAUUAUUGGUCCCCGGCAGCUCACUUCUGUUGUCACUUUUUAAAAUUUGCAUCCUUUGAUUUUUACAGAAGAUACCUUUUUUUGGCAUUGCAACUUUUUUUUGCGAUGUUAACUUCCGUUGUGGCUUCUUUUAUUUUGUAUUCUUUUUUUACUUGCAGCAGUUCUCAGCCACCACAGUUUUGCCCCAGAGGUUUCCCUGUGAAUUCCCAGCUGCUCCUGAACGCAGCAUCGAUCACAACGAGAGAAGAGCGCUCGUUCCUGCGCCUCAUCGGUUAUGUCUCUCAUCUGAUCUCAGGGCAGGACGGUAUCAUGAGCUGAGGAUUUUCCGCAGUGUUAUGAUGGUUUGUGAGCUGUUUAAAGGGUGAGAGGCUCCUUACGUGUGUGGUGGUGUUCGUUUAGAUUUAGCUUUAGUUUAGUGUUUGGUACUUGGAGUAUUUGUUAUAUAUAUAUUUUUUCUUUUUUUUCCUGAACCUCUCGGUAGUUUAGCCUCUGGGACAGUCUCGGACUUGUUUUUUGUGGCAGCGCAAUGACACUGGUGUAUUCUAAUUUUGUGGUGGAAUAGCGACACAUGUUCGGCAGAUAGGCUGCUUCUUGUGUCACCUAAACGCAGCCGGGACCGGACAUUUUUUACCAAGUCUGAGAGAAGAAGAAGAAGAAGGGGACGCAACAUGUUUGAAGCUUCAGGGAUCCCUCUCAUCGUGCUGGACAUUACCUGCCUUAUCCUCGGUACGUUAAUCUCAUCCUCCCCUGCCUGUCAAACUAACCUUUAAUCCGCUUUGUUUAUUUACCACCAAAUUGCAGCUUGUUCAACUUUUAGACUCAAACUAAGGCAGCCCAAUGUUACUGCUUCUGUAGAUACCUACAGUCUAAGCAAACUCAUCUCCAUAUCGUUUACAUAGACGUCAUGUAAAUACUCAUGGGAAGGCUUGAGGUUUAGAGAACUAGGCAGGAAGAUGGAAAAAAGGGCAACAAGUCACACCCUGUGUGUGUUUUUCUUUUUUCCUAGCAAAGCCGUAUUUUUAGCUCCAUGUUUGGAGUGUAAUCACAGCAUAGAGACACCCUCCGGGAAGACAAAAAUGCUGCUGUGAUACAGAUGAAGAUGAAGGAAAAGAACCUUUGACCAAACUUAGAUGCACACUGAGUUCGAUUUGAUCACUGCCAUCUUUGAUAAGGAUAAGAAAACACGUAAAGCUCAAGAAAUCUUAUCCUCUGAGUAAUUUCACUCGCUUGCUGUGCUUACUCAGACUGUCUUGUGGUCUGCAGUGCUGCUGACUGUGCACCCAUCCUCUCAUUUAGUCAGUGAGCUGGCAGAUACCACCAACUGGAAAAUCCAAGUCAGGUUCAUCACAAGUCUUCUUGUGCUUUGUAAACUCUGUCAGAAGUGCUCCUGUGAAUCCAUAAAUGUGCAUACUCUUAACUUGGGAAGUGACAGGAAUAGUAUCUGCAUUUACAGCUGUGAUUAUUAAGGACGGAGUUUUUAUUUGAAGGUAGCCCUUUAUUGCCUUUUGGAUCAUAUUUGAUACAUACUUUUACGAUACUUCUAUCAAACCAAUAUGAUCAACAAAUUACUAAAAAAACACCCGAAUACAGUCUGAUAAAUGAUAAAAAUGUCCUCUUGUGGUUUAUCAGUUUUCAAAAACAUCUAAUGUAUCAAACAAGAUAGAUAAAUGUAUUUGUUGGAUUUUAAGAACAUUUUGAUUUGUUUGGUUUUCAGUAGUGAGUGAAAUUAACAUUUUAGCUCCAAAAAAAAAAAGAAUUUUCUGGCCAUAACUUGUGGUUUCAGGCAUUAAAGGGUUAAGUAACGUCUCAACAGGAUCAGUGAAUUGGAAAUGCCCCUUGUCAAUAUUAUAACAUAAUAUUCGUCAUUUGAUCAUUAUCAGUUGUAUUACAUCAGAGUACAAGCAAAUUAAUUCUUGUAAUUGGUCAACAACAAGCACAUACACUGUUUUGUUGUUCAUUCUGAAACUGUGUUGUGUAUUUUAUCAUGAUGAUGAUUGGUUUAAAGUUUACAUUAUGAGUAAAAUUUUGUUUGUUAUACUUAAGUUACUCAAACAGGUGUGGCAGAGUAAAAAGUGAAAAAGUUUGCUCUAAGUAAUGGUAAAAAGGGAGUGGUUUUGUAGAAGUAAAACAUAAAUUAAAGCUCCUGUGAUUUCUUAGACAUAAAGAAGUUUACAUUAUAACUUUAUUUCAGUGUUGUGUAAAGGGGAAGUUUAGUCUCUUUGCUAGUUUAAUAGAAGAAGAAGGAGAAACCAAAGGGAUGAGCUCUAAAAGACACAAAAGAUCAAAAGGGGAAGAUAAGGUGGUAUCAGCCCGCUCAAACAAAUCAGGUUUACUUACUCUUGUAUUAUUAUCAUGAUAAUUUUCCUUUUGAUAAACAUCUGCAUGAUCAGAUCAGCAUGCUCAUUCUAUGUUAAUCCCGGACUUUAGAAGUCAACAACAGCAAAAUAUCUUCAGCAGUGGGUUUAAAGAAACAGGCCCAAACGGAACUGUGUGAGUGAGUGAUAACUCAUUUAGUCGAGGAGCACCACUGACAGUCAUUGUACUUGGAAGAGUGCCUGGAGUUGCAUUAGCUUUUUUCCCCCUUUUUCAUCCAUCUUAUUUUAGUCUCCCUGGAGCAAUCUGCAAAUGAAACAAAUAGAGAAGGGAAUAUCGUGUUUGUAACAAGAACAAGUGGAAGCAUGUUUUCAUUGUUUUUUUACGAGUAACUCCUGACCUGUUUACCCUCAUACCUUAGUUGUUCCAGUAUGACUUGAAUUACAGCAGGAUUUUUAUUGCAACUUUUUGUCUUCCUGCAUGUUUGUGCAGCAUUGCUCUGACAUAACUCAGGGCCUUGAGGGGAAACACCCAUGUCACCCAAACAAACGAUGUUUCUUUGAACUGAACAUUAAGUUUGUGUUUAUUGUAGCAGCUGUGACUCAUCAGUAUGAGCAACUCGAGCAUUUUCUGAUGCUUGAAGACAUGGUGUAAACUAUAAUUAUAUAAAAGAAGAUAAUAAUCUGUCUUUGUGCUUCCUUCUCUAACAGUUGGACUUCCAUUUUUCAUUCUUACCCCUCAACAUGCUCCUUUCAAACGGGGUUUCUUCUGUAACGAUGACUCCAUUAGAUACCCACUCAAAGAAGACACCAUAUCCUACCAGCUGCUGGGAGGUGUCAUGAUACCCUUCACGCUUAUAGUGGUAAGGAAUCACUGCAGAGUGACUCUCAUCUAUUUAUUUUUGUCUUUUUGUGUGUUUUCUUGUGCCUCAUAUUUUCACAUCUUGCGUUGCAGAUUGUCUGUGGCGAGUGCCUUUCUGUUUACCUGUCUCGUAUCAAGAACCAGUCACUGGGGACCAAGUAUGUGGGGUGUGUCUACAAAGUAGUGGGGAGCUACGUGUUCGGAGCUGCUGCGAGUCAGUCUCUGACAGACAUUGCGAAGUAUUCCAUCGGCCGCCUGAGGCCAAACUUCCUGGCUGUGUGCAAACCAGCCUGGGAUCGCAUCAACUGCAAAGCCGGUGGAUACAUUGAGAACUUUACCUGUAGUGGAGAGAAAUUUCUGGUGGAUGAGGCCAGGUAAUAGUCCCCAAAUUACACAUAAAAUAAAUGAAUAAACAUGUGAUUGAAUAAAUGCUUUUCUAAGGAUAAUGGAGCUAUAGUUAUUGUCAGUUUCCCCCAACUUUAAAUCAUUUUUUUAAUCUCAUGGGCCAAGACAAACCAGCCUUAAAACUCCUGUGAGAACUUUUUUGAAGUGUCCCUACCAGUUCUUUGAACUUUGCCCUAAGUUUCCCAUUUAAAUGUGUUGUGCCAAAGUCCAAGCUAAGAUAACCAUGAUUAUAUAAGUAAAAGAUCAUGCACCACUUGAGUGGGAGCUGCUACAUAACCUUUUAUACAGUUGAAUAUGCUGCUCUGGUCUAAAGAAACAGGUGUAGUUGUCCUUUAACACAGUUCUUGAUUUAUAGUGAUACAAAAGUAUGGCAUAAACAAUUUCACUAUGAAAACUUGGAUCUGAAACAUGUUCGUCCCAAAUCUCUCUUAUUUCUUUCACUGCUCUGCUGUAGACUCUCCUUCUUCUCUGGCCAUUCAUCCUUCUCCAUGUACUGCAUGCUGUUCCUUGUAGUAAGUACUUUUUUCUUCUUCAGGCGUUUACUUACAAACCUGUUAUUAAAAUAUCUGCUCUGACGACACCUGUUUGUCUUAAAGAGUGACUGUUUUCAUGUCUCUAAUUUACUGCUUUCUUUGACACUGUAGCUCUAUAUCCAAGCCAGACUGAAGUCUGAGUGGGCGAGGCUCCUGCGCCCAACUAUCCAGUUCUUCCUGAUUGCCACCGCUGUGUAUGUGGGUCUGUCCCGGGUGUCGGACUAUAAACAUCACUGGAGUGAUGUGCUUGCUGGCCUCCUGCAGGGAGGUUUAGUCGCUGUUUUCACAGUAAGUUUCAUCCUGUGAUCCAUCACAAUACUGGCAAAACAAGACAUCAUGUGAUUCCCUAGCAGUGCUUUCAAUGAUGCAAAUGAAAAUGACCUUGAAAAGGGCGCUUCUGUUGCUUUAAGACAGCGCUUCACCCCUGAACAGCAGUUUCCACCAUUGAUCCCCCUAAAGGAAAUUACCAUUAGCUCUGCACUAUUCUGCAUUUUAGUCUCACUUCUAUUUCGUGUCUUUUAUUGCCUGUUGAAUACAAGAAGGUCCUGUGGGUUUUUACAGCAUGUGUCUAAUGACUCACCCAAAAGCCAGACAGUGAGGGAGAACAGGGAAAAGUUUUAAAUUACAAGAAUGAUCAAUAAAUAAUGAAUUUGACUGAUCAAUAUUUUAAAAACUGGGUCAGCCUCAAAUCAAAAGAGGUGAUACUGUGAUUUUUUCGUAUUUUGGAAAAAAAAGUUUAAAUGUUGGAUGACAGUCCUAGUCUGAAAUUAAAAAGUUACAAAGGUAAUGUGUGUCGAAGUAAUUCCCAGAUGAGUGAGAUCAAUAUGAGAUUUGCUCAAACCGUUACAGUGAAAUUUGUCAGGUUAUAAAAAGAAACACAACAUUAUUGCAUGGCAACAGUGAAAGAGGCUUCCAGAGUGCUAGGUUCUGGAAUGCUGUGGGGGCUUAAAGGGACAGUGGCUUAAAUGAAGUGUCUCAGAGGGAGGCUGGGAUGGGGGGUUUUUAAAGACAGCAGCCUGAAAUACUGUAUGUGAAGAAGUUACUGAACUGUAAAUCAUGUAGAACUGUUAAGAAGCUAUCAGAGGGAUGACAUAGAGCUGUAAAAAAAAUGUAAAUACCAAGCAUAAUAUGGAGUGUUGGAAAAAGUGUUUGGACCUUUUUGAAAGUGUAAUUUUGUAAAAAUACAGUCAAAAUAUAUAUUAAUUUCUCCUUUUUUCUCUGCAGGCUUUCUGUGUGUCCAAUUUCUUUGAACAGCCGGUGGACCCGGUAGUGUCACAGGAAGAAGAGGCCUCACACACCAGUUUACAGGAAAACCCUUCAAAUGGGAACCACUAUGGCAGCACUGAGUGAAUCUGAGGCCUCAGAGACAAUACUGUCAAAGGACUAAUAUAUUUAAACUGCCACAGAGGACCUGAUAUACACCAAAAACUCUACAAGUGCUUGAUAUCAUGCUGGCUGGCCGUGUCUGUGCAUUUUUUAGCACAAUUUGGCACUGCAGUCUGCAGGCUUCUGCUGCUACCUUUGGAAAAGUGGCUCAGUUUUAAUAACAGGAAGAAAAGUGCACUAGAGAAGACAGUACUUUCACUUCACUGAGAAGUGGAGCCAAGGAAAUCCAACAUAGUACAGUUAACUAGGGAAUUAAAAAACAAAAUACAGCAUGUUGGGUUUACUUUAGGACAGCCUGCUUUUUACAGUGUGAGCUUGAUGAAAAUGUGGGUUUAGAGUAUAUAUCGGUCUGGUGUUGCCUAUAUCAUGAAUGAAAUUCUUUUUGCUCAGAAUAUAAUGAGUGUCUGUGUGCACACUGCAAGCAGGCUUGUAGCGAGCCUUGGACCUGUGAAAAAGAAAACCUGGACUGUGCUUUGACAAAAAAAUGGAGACCGAACUCAAAAGAAAGUACAUUUCAUGUUGGUUUUUCGCCUUAGUCAGACUGCUGCUACCUGCUGUCACGCUCAUGAUGUUAUUUUAUGAAUGAAAGUCAAUGCAUUGAUUUUUAAUUUUAUUUUUCCUUCUUUUGAUUUUUUUUUUUUUACAGUUUGAAUGAUGCUAUUUCUGUUUUUGUCCAGAUUGAAAGCUUUAAACAUAACUGUUUAAAGCAGUUUUGGGAACAUGUUUUGACAAAUAAAAAGAGCUCUGUCUUUGCUUUUUUGAUACAAAAUAAGAGGAUGAUUUUGUGUGUUUGUUGUCUGGCACUGUUGCCGAUUUGUCAGUAUUAGGGAUGGCAUCAGGGAAGAGAAACCAAGAGUGAGACUUGAAACCACUUCCUGUCAGAGGGUGUGUCAUUCUCUGUCUGCAGACUGACCAUCAAAACCACAGGCGCUCUAAUGGGCUGAUGACAAUGCCAGAACAGGUUUGCUUGAUGCCCUGCCCAAUCAUGAAUCCGGAGGUUAAGAACCUUUUAGCACAUUAUGAGACCGUCACCUCACCAAAGGAGAGCUCUAUUAGCUGAGGACACUGAUCCAUGGCUGUAAACGUCUGAGUUCAGGACAUGUGAAUAAGCCGAAAUCCCAUUACAGUGAUGGGAAGAAGUCGGCUUAAGAGAAAUUUAACACAUGUGGACAGCCAAAUUCAUAUAUGCCAAAUGACAUCGAUCAAUUCAGGUCUGUUGACAGUAUUGGGGAGAAUAUAAUGUAAUGUUAGCUAAGACACCAGAUGUUGUAACUGUAGCAGUUAGGUACCAAUAAUGCUAUCUUACCUUGAAAUUGCCCCAGAGCCUGUAGUCUUAACAUGGUUUUGUCGUUGGUUAGCAACCAGGAAACAGUGAAUUCCCUGACAAUAUCAAAACUCCACAUUUGUGCCACUGACAACAGCAUUACGAGCAUUAGAGCUUCCAACCCUGGGCACAGCAACAACAGAGCUGCUGAUGCAGAAAUGUGGCGAGUUUCACACAUUUAAGUUCUUGGCCAUUAUCUAAAUGUCACUGUGCUUUGUUUAAUGCUUUCUCACAUUUAUCUCAAUUUCUCCACCUCUCUCAGUUCCUGGUAAAGAUUCUGUUUUUUUCCACUCAUGUAAUUUCAUGCAUACUUCAGCACUUAAAUCUUGAGAAUUUCCUAACGUGAAAAUGUUGGAAGUUCCCACCAGAGACAUUUCCCCUUGUCUCCAUAUUGAUUGAAUCCUGCUGACCCCA